CGAUAAACCGACCCGAUCUACUCCCACCGACCCGGUCCAAUCACCCCUUCCUGACCUAACCAGAUUCUUUCUUCCAAAUCUUGAUUCUUCAUCCCCUUCAUCACCGCAUAGCUCCUCUCGAAGUUCUUCAAAUCACCGACCCAUAUAUCCAAGCCAUCCCUCAAGAUCCUUCAUGGCAGAUUCCGAUUAUACACGAUCCUCCGCUUCUGCCAUUGACAUGAACCACCCUUUAUAUCUUCAUCCUUCAAACACCCAAGCCGCAACUUUAGUCCCUCAACCACUUAUCGGCAGCACCAAUUACAGCGUUUGGAGCCAUGCCAUCCGAAUGGCACUUAGAGCAAAAAAUAAAAUCGGCCUUAUCGAUGGAUCUUGCAAGAAAGAGUUACAAAUCGAGGGUUUUCAAGGCCAAUGGGAGCAAUGCUGUCGUACUAUCUUGGUUAAUCAACUCGAUCUCCAAGGAAAUAGCGGCCAGUAUAACAUUUUCCGAAAGCACUCAAGAUGUUUGGAACGACCUCCGCGAACGAUUCGACAUAACCGACGGAACUAAAGUAUAUAGCCUUCAUCGGUUUAUUAAUACACUUACCCAGGGAGGUACGAGCGUUUCCAGUUAUUUUACUCGAUUGAAAGAAUUAUGGGAAGAAUUCUCCACUAUCGUCCCUUUGCUCGCCUGCAAAUGCCCAUCCUCGGUUGAAUAUGCGAAGCAUGUUCAGCAGCAAAAAUUAUUUCAAUUCCUCAUGGGCCUUAACGAUUCCUACCAAUCCAUCAAAAGUCAGAUUCUCCUCAUGAGCCCACUACCCUCGGUCAACCAAGCAGACCCAAUUAUCUCUCAAGAGGAAGCUCAACGGUCGAUCUCAUCAUUUCCCUUACCAACAGCAGACUACUCUGCUUCCACUACUACUAGAGGUCAUGGAAGGAUUGGAAGAGGAAGAGGGAGAAACAACUCAUCUGAAGAGUGUUCUUAUUGCCAUCGUAGAGGCCACACAAGGGACAACUGCUUUCAUAUUAUCGGGUUCCCUUCUAAUCCUCAAGUAGGCAGGGGAUGAGGCAGUGCCUUUAGUUGAGUAAAUCAUAUUGAUGGAUCAAGUCUCCAUAACUCUUCCAAAUCACAAUCCGAAUCCUCAUCUGAACGCCAACUUCUAUCGCUAAAAGAGUAUGAGAAAAUAAUCGAGAACCUAAAGAAAGAAAUUCAGGCCCUCUCAACUAAAUCUCUUUCAAUGGGAGGAAUGACCACCAAUGACUCGAGAAGAAACUCAGUAAAGCUGCAAUUCAAAUUGCCUCUAACCCUGUUUACCAUGAAAGAAGAAAGCAUAUUGAGAUCGAUUGUCAUUUUGUGCGAGAAAAACUUCAAAAUGGAUUAAUUAGCUUGAAUCAUGUGAUGACUGGAGACUAGCAAGCAGACAUCUUAACCAAAGCUCUUGGUCGAAAGGCACAUGAGCGCAUGAUCAGCAAGUUAGGUUUCUUCAAUCUAUUCAGAACUAACUUGAGGGGGAGUGUUGAAAAUUAGUCUGUAAUGUGUAUAUUUGGGCCUUGUGUAUUGGGCUCAGUUAGUGCAUGUGUGUAUGUAGCAGUGCCACUGAAGCUGGUAUUUCUUGUUUCUUUAUUCUUGUUUCUUUCUGGAUAUUUAAAGGCUGGUACAGCACGUUUGUAAUCACCCAACAAAAUGAAAUAAACUCCAAAAGUUCCAAAUGUCAA
Prosopis cineraria is the source of this 1692-nucleotide messenger RNA. RefSeq lists its product as uncharacterized. The record is from RefSeq and is a predicted model, not a curated record. Bases 315 to 1043 code for a protein of 242 amino acids. The transcript is spliced from 2 exons. NCBI's taxonomy places the organism in Eukaryota, Viridiplantae, Streptophyta, Magnoliopsida, Fabales, Fabaceae. Gene Ontology annotation, molecular function: nucleic acid binding; zinc ion binding.